Molecule: messenger RNA, 1560 nt
Organism: Argiope bruennichi
Lineage: Eukaryota; Metazoa; Arthropoda; Arachnida; Araneae; Araneidae
Product: speckle-type POZ protein-like B
Exons: 1
Coding region: 229-1227 (332 amino acids)
Biological process (GO): proteasome-mediated ubiquitin-dependent protein catabolic process; regulation of proteolysis
Cellular component (GO): cytoplasm
Molecular function (GO): ubiquitin protein ligase binding
Source: RefSeq, a predicted model, not a curated record
UUUAACAGUAUCUUUAUGGAAGAAAUUAUCUGAAAAUUAUUCUCUUGUCGCGUCAGCUGCUUUUGUUAUCAGCUAUCUAUCUACUUUUUUAGUAGAAGGCAGAGAAUAUAGUUCAUUUAUUGACUGCGCAGUGGAAAGAGAAAGAAGCAUUUCUGAAUUCAAUUGCUUUAUUGCUAUAUUCAGCUGUAGGUGACCAAAAUUUAUUUUCAGUAAGGUAAAUUGAACAGAAUGCCGCAUUUUCCAGUUAAAUUUGUAACAAAAUUUCCAAUUUUAUGUGAUAAAAAAAGAAAUCGCUUCAUUUCGAAAGUGGACUUAAGUGAUGAGUGGUUUGUUAUAUUCGCCUCCAAUUCUUUUUCAUUUACUAAGAAGGACUUUGAAUGUAACUCUGUAGAAAUUCUUCACAAAAAAAUUACUAAUGAAGAGUUUUCGAUCCGUGGAAUACUUUCCCUUGUCGAAGAAAGUCUUGUAAUAUUUCAUAAAGAUUUCUCAGAAAUUAUAAAACCCGGAACUUCCUAUAAAGAGAUAAUUUCAGAUUUGGACCCUCCAAUUUAUGCAGAAUCUUCUAAAAUUUAUAUAUUGCUUGGUAUUGUGUAUAUUGAAAGUAUCAGUGAUGUUUUCGCAAAAGAGUAUCUGCUAAAAGAUACUAAAAAAGGAAUACAGCUUACAUCUAUGGAGAAAUUAUUGGAUGAUUUCGGGAGAUUAUUGGAUCCAAAGACGUCUUCCUUCUCAGAUGUGGUUUUAAAAUGUGGCGAUGUUUCCAUACCAGCGCAUAAAAAUAUUCUAUCCGUACGAUCUCCCGUUUUUGAAGCCAUGUUUUCUAACCCUAUGAAAGAAAGUCACAAAAAUGAAGUGAGUGUCAUAGACAUAGACGAAACUACUGUUCGGAACUUAUUGAUUUACAUAUACACAGGGACAAUUUCUGACUUGACUGACUCGUCUGCCGCUGAUCUGUUGUUUGCUGCUGAUAAAUACCAGCUUCAAGACCUCAAAACAUUGUGUUGUGGUUUUUUGAAGAAUACCAUGUCACUUCAAAAUGUGUUAAACAUCCUUGUUUUAGGAGAACUGCACGCCGAUGACUUGAAAUCCUUUGCGAUAGAAUAUAUAUGCAACAAGUGUACUAACUUCUCUACUAUAGAAGAACUAGAGGAAUGGAAAACCUUGAGGAAAGAUAGGCCCGCUUUGGCUAUGGAUGUUUUGACUUCCUUGAUCAAUAUCCUCCCGAAGUGAAAAAAGUGGUAGCAGAGAUGAUAUAUUAAAUCUCAUACAAAAAUAAUAAUUUUAUCAUAGUAAUCAUCCUCUUUUUGCACUACAUUUUCGAAAUAAAGGUAAAAGCUGACAAACGGAAAGAUUGAAGGAAAUCUAGUCAAGUUUAUCAAUUCAUUACUAUGAUCGAUGUUUAUAUUUUUUCAAUGAAUGAAAAUCUAUACACACCGAAUGUAUAAAAUGUUUAAUUAAAUAUUUUUGCAUCAAAAAUAUCACUUUCGAAGUUCUCUUCUGAAGGCUUUCAGGUAUGAUUGCAUUGUUUGUAAAAUAUUAAUUAAACUGGAAUUUUGCAUUGAU